AUGUAUGCGCAAUUCCAAAAAUCCUACUAUUAUCGUGAGCAAAGUGAACCAUGCUUUUAUCCUAUAGAUUUCAAACAAGAUGCUCCUCUGGUAGUUAUUGAUUGUUCUCGGCAAGGUGAAGACAUCCUAAAAGGUGGUGCUGUUGAUAUUCGUGUAGAAUUUGAAACAAAAAAAGCGGUUCAAGCAAAUACCACAGCUCACUGCUUGAUUCUCCACGAUCGACUUGUAAAAUACAAUCCAUUGACCAGCACAGUGCGUGUUAUUUAG
Ceutorhynchus assimilis (cabbage seed weevil) is the source of this 267-nucleotide messenger RNA. The record is from the annotation of a GenBank genome assembly. Lineage: Eukaryota; Metazoa; Arthropoda; Insecta; Coleoptera; Curculionidae.